Messenger RNA from Strongylus vulgaris, 458 nucleotides. The record is from the annotation of a GenBank genome assembly. NCBI's taxonomy places the organism in Eukaryota, Metazoa, Nematoda, Chromadorea, Rhabditida, Strongylidae.
AUGCGAGAUCUUGUGUCACCUGAUCUCGCUGUAUUAUUGGUUUCUUUAAAAGUUGAUAAUUAUGUUGCUCUUGGAACUGCAUUACGCAAUGUAAUCAAUCUGAAUCAACCGAUCACCAACACUAUGGUUUCUGAACCUGUAUGGAAAAUACUUGUAAUGGAUAAGCUUGGCCAAGACGUAAUUUCACCGCUGUUACCUGUCAAAGUGCUAAGGGAACUCGGAGUAACUUUGCACCUAUUAGUAGGAUCAAAACGCGAAGCUCUUACGGAUGUACCAGCCGUCUAUUUUGUUUCUCCUACUGAUGAGAAUGUUGAUCUACUUUGUGAAGAUCUCAGAAGAGCUAUGUACGAUAGUUUUUACAUCAAUCUCAUCUCGCCGCUUUCUCGUGCUCGCCUAGAAAACUUGGCCUCUGCUGCUGUUCAAGGAGGGACUGUGGGGCAAGUGCAGAAGGUAUAGAU